ACCGCGCAGGCCCGCCCAGGAUUGGCGUUAUCACUGUCCAAUAGCGGCUGAGCGAGAUUAGCGGGCGGAGCACCGGGGGCUGUUGGCGGGGAGAAUGAUCUGAUGUGACUGGCGGUUUGGCGCUGGUCUCACCGGGACGCGGAUUCCCUGUGCACGGGCCUCCGUGAGGUCUAAGAAUGGCGCAGGAAGAAAUGGACGUGGACCUCUCCGGUGCGGCCCUCCCAGGGGAGCGCGCUCUGUCGCGACAGUCACCUUCCAGACAUUCCAUCUUUCUUGUGCCCCCUUCAGUAACUUUGGCUGACGUCAUGAGAGAAGAGAUCUCAGGACCAGAGCCUAAUAAUGAAGUGGUCGUGCCGGAUUCCGGAGAAGACCUGCCUCUCCACGUACCGUCACCAGUGCAGUCUCACACAUCCAACGCGCUACAGAUGCUCCAGGGCGCACUAGAACAGCUGCGCCAGGCAGCCGAGCAUCGCUCAAGAUCGCAUCACACGCAAACAAUAACGCGGUUGAGAAACCUCCGGCAGCUGACGAGCGGUUUCCAGCGUACGACAGGUACAAGCUCUCGUACGGGACUUCCUGCCUUCAACUUCCUUCAAGUGCAGAGAAGCCAGGGGUCCGCACCAUCGGCAGGGAAUGGGGGCGACAGCUCUGAUGAGACCGUAGAGCUGAGUAGUGAUGAUGAAGGUGGAAGCGCCGCGGAUGUGAAUGAAUGGGAAAAUAAUGCCAGUCCUGCUCAACCGGCCGAGCCAGCUCCUGAAGAACUCCGCAUAAACCUUGUAGAAGCUGGGUCAGAGGUCGCUGAAGGCUCUGGACCGGUGGUUGUAGCUGAGAGCGUAUCGUCUGCAUCUCCAGCCAAGAUGAAAAAGCGGACACCUGUAAAGACGGCGGCGGCCCCACUUACGGCAGAAGAGGAAGAAGGGGACACCUGUGCCAUAUGCCUGGAGUCCUGGACCAACGCAGGACAGCACAGGCUCUCCGCCCUUCGCUGCGGCCAUCUCUUUGGCUUUACCUGCAUUGAUCGCUGGCUGAGAGGAGGCGCCGCCAAGUGUCCACAGUGCAAUAAGAAAGCCAAGCGAUCCGACAUCGUGGUCCUGUAUGCCCGCACCCUGAAGGCUCUGGACACCAGCGAGCAGGAGCGUAUGAAGAGUUCCCUGGAUAAGGAGCAGACGUUGCGGCGGAAAGCGGAACUUGAGUCUGCACAGUGUCGCCUCCAGGUCCAGGUAUUGACAGAUGAAUGUGGUAAACUCCGCAAUCAGAUCCAGGAGUUGAAGACACUAAUGGCCCAGCAUGGAACCAGCUCUUCCCAGCAGCCCUCACAUUCCCGGGCCGGGGGCUCCGGCUCGUUGUCCUCCAGCCAAGGCCAACGCAAGUACAACUUUGAGAAAGCCAUCCUGAUCUCUCAAGGGGGGAACUGUCGCGUCAUGUCGUACUGUGAGCGCCUGAGCUGUCUUGUGGUAUCGCAGCCGUCAUCUCACAGCACGCUGGUCCCUGGUUGUGGCGUCAAGAAGCUGAGCGCAGCCAACAUGAAAAGCAGCCAGUACGUUCCCAUCCAUUCCAAACAGAUCCGAGGCCUGGCCUUCAACGACCGCUCUGACGGGCUGCUGCUCUCUGCUGCUUUGGAUAACACUGUGAAGCUCACCAGCCUGCUGACGAACACUGUGGUCCAGACGUAUAACACUGGCCGGCCAGUGUGGAGCUGCAGCUGGUGCUCGGACGAUACCAAUUAUGUUUAUGCCGGUCUCGUCAAUGGCACUGUGAUGGUGUACGACCUGAGGGACACCAGCCAGUGCGUGAAGGAGCUGGUGCCGCUGGGCUCUCGCUGUCCUGUGGUCUCCCUCUCGUACGUGCCCCGAGCCGCCUCUGAGGUCUUCCCAUGUGGAGGGGUGCUGGCCGGGACCCUGGAGGGAGCUUGUUUUUGGGAGAUGAAAGAUGCUCAGUACAAGCCCCACCUUCUCCCUGUGGAGCCCGGAGGGUGCACGGACAUCCAGACAGAGAGCAAUACGCGCCACUGCCUUGUGACCUACCGCCCUGGUAAGACGCACAGCUACCUGCGCUGCGUGAUGAUGGAACUUACCAGCAGCCGGCUGAGUGACGCAGCGGACGAGUACAGCUGCUCAUGUUUCCCGGUCCAGACCUUCAACGCGGGACCCACGUGUAAACUCCUCACCAAGAACGCCAUAUUCCAGAGCCCGGAGCGGGACGGCAGCAUCCUGGUGUGUGCGGGAGACGAGUCCUCCAACUCUGCCCGGGUCUGGCACUCAGGCAGCGGCUCUCUCCUCCAGAAGCUGCAGGCGGACCAGCCCGUCCUGGACAUCUGCCCCAUAGAGGUGAACCAGAGCCACAUGCUGGCCACUCUGACAGAAAAGAUGGUGAAAAUCUACAAAUGGGAGUGACCCGGACGACUGUCCCAGACCCCUGUGCUGCUAUGUGACCACAUACCUGGCGUAAGUCAGUCACUGGUGCAACCGGUAUACACUGCCUGGCCGCACCUCUUCUACCGGGAUCCAAGAUAUUAAUCAUUGCUUCCUCUCUGCAUAUUGUACAUAUUCCCUGUAAUGUAAAGACUUUCCACCUCUGUUUAUUUGUUUUCUUUUCCUUUUCUGUCUGAAUAAAAGUUUAUUAAUUUUAAUGAA
Pseudophryne corroboree (corroboree frog) is the source of this 2633-nucleotide messenger RNA. RefSeq names its product ring finger and WD repeat domain 3 (gene RFWD3). Gene Ontology annotation, molecular function: ubiquitin-protein transferase activity; protein binding. Bases 177 to 2393 code for a protein of 738 amino acids. The transcript has 13 exons. Gene Ontology annotation, biological process: interstrand cross-link repair; protein ubiquitination. NCBI's taxonomy places the organism in Eukaryota, Metazoa, Chordata, Amphibia, Anura, Myobatrachidae. Gene Ontology annotation, cellular component: nucleus. The record is from RefSeq and is a predicted model, not a curated record.